Messenger RNA from Carassius carassius (crucian carp), 998 nucleotides. RefSeq names its product gastrula zinc finger protein XlCGF8.2DB-like. The transcript has a single exon. Gene Ontology annotation, cellular component: nucleus. Gene Ontology annotation, biological process: central nervous system development; regulation of transcription by RNA polymerase II. The record is from RefSeq and is a predicted model, not a curated record. Lineage: Eukaryota; Metazoa; Chordata; Actinopteri; Cypriniformes; Cyprinidae. Bases 25 to 879 code for a protein of 284 amino acids. Gene Ontology annotation, molecular function: DNA-binding transcription factor activity, RNA polymerase II-specific; RNA polymerase II cis-regulatory region sequence-specific DNA binding.
GGGGAGUGCAAAGCACUGAAUGAAAUGGUAGAGGAAGAACGAUAUGAAAAGAGCCUAAAUGAAUAUGGAAACCUUAAAAUUGACAAGAAAAUUCACUCUGGAAAGAAGCAUUACACUUGCCAACAGUGUGGAAACAGUUUCACUCAAAAAGGCAUACUUAGCAGACACAAGAGGAUUCACUCUGGAGAGAAGCCUUACACCUGCCAACAGUGUGGCAGAAGUUUCAAUAGGAAAGAAAAUCUUCAUUUGCACAUGAGAGUUCACACUGGGGAGAACCCUUUCACCUGCCAACAGUGUGGGGUAGGUUAUACCCAAAAAGGAAACCUUAACAGGCACAUGAGGAUGCACACUGGAGUCAAGCCUUACACCUGCCAACAGUGUGGAAAGAGUUUCAGUCAAGAUGGAAACCUUAAAGUGCACAUGAGAACUCACACUAGAGAGAACCCUUUCACCUGCCAACAGUGUGGAAUAAGCUUUACUCAAAAAGUAGGCCUUAAAAGACACAUGAGAAUUCACACUGGAGAGAAACCUUACACCUGCCAACAGUGUGGAAAGAGUUUCAGUGAGCAUGGAAGCCUUAAAGUCCACAUGAGGAUUCACACUGGAGAGAGUCCAUUUACCUGCCAACAGUGUGGAAAAGGCUUCAUUCAAAAAGUAAGCCUUAACAGACACAUGAAAAUUCACAUCGGAGAGAAGCCAUAUGUGUGCCAUCAGUGUGGAGAAAGUUUCGACCAAAAAGGAGACCUUAGUUACCACAUGAAGAUUCACACUGGGGAGGCGCCUUUCACCUGCCAACAGUGUGGAAAAACUUUUACUCUAAAAGGAAACCUUAACAGGCACAUGAGAAAUUUACACUGCAUAGAAGCCACACAAUCUUAAUCAACACACGAGGACUCAAAAGAGAACUGGUUUGUAUGUUAUCAGUUUACAUGAGCAUUCACCGAGGAGAAGGACAAUUUCAUUUUGCUUAAUGUAAUAAAAAUGGUUUUGCCAUCACA